AUGAGAAGUGCUUGUAUACAGGAAGGCCGCAGGCGCACGCGGCUCGUGUUGCGCGCCGCGUUCCGUCGCCAGCUCCUCGCGGUGCUGAUCGACCCGCUGGGGCCGAGCCUGUUUCCAGUGCUCCUGUCAUGGACUGGCUUCUGGCUCGACCCGAGGCGCCCCGUGCCUCGCGCGGCGCUCAUGGCGCUCUCGUUCGUGAUUCUCGAGCACCAGCAGGUGAGCCACUUUGCCAGCAGGGCGCAGGACCACCAGCUGCGCUCCAUCGACGUCUGGUACCUCAUCUGCCGUUGCUUCAUCAUCGCCGCGCUCCUCCAGUACGUCCUCAUACUGCACACGGCGGACAACUUCCGAGAUGCUGCUAUCACGCCCCCCACCGUGACUGCUUCACCGCUUCGCGCGGCCUCCUCGGGCGUCGACAUGUUCUCGCCGACGACGCCGGGCACCACUGCCGGCGGCUGCUGCUCGCCGGGAAAACUCGCGGCCUCUUCCGCAGCUUCGCCCGUGGCCGCUGCAGCGGGGCUGGCGCGCGUGGUGAGGCUUUCACCUCAGGAGACGGAUGACGCGUGCAAAACGCUCUUCCCGCUAGCGUUCCUGUUGGCGUCGCUGCUGUACGCGGGCGCUUUCGCCGGACCCUUGGUCACGUCCAAGGACUUCGCCAAGCUGCCCGUUCGGUGGGCGGAGUGACCCCGCACUGACAAACCCGAGAUCGCUUUUACACUCGUAAAGAAAACUUGUGAAGCUCGCCUUGAUGAUCAAGGUCAUCUCAUUGACAAAGGCUUUCAUGCCUUGGUAUUUCAUCUGUCGAGUAAAACGUGACGUCUGUUUCUUUCUGCGUUAAAGAGAAGCAUGUGAAGCAACGUUUGGCCGUUUAUUGACAGAACAACCGCUGUACAUUUACUCCCAUAACCAAGUUCUCACUUCAGGCAGCAGAACCAGUAUUGUAAUAAUAAAUGUCAUUAACAUUUACUAAAGACGACAGUCUUUCUUGGGCUACC
Molecule: messenger RNA, 995 nt
Organism: Dermacentor silvarum
Lineage: Eukaryota; Metazoa; Arthropoda; Arachnida; Ixodida; Ixodidae
Product: glycine receptor subunit alphaZ1-like
Exons: 3
Coding region: 1-684 (227 amino acids)
Biological process (GO): monoatomic ion transmembrane transport
Cellular component (GO): membrane
Molecular function (GO): monoatomic ion channel activity; transmembrane signaling receptor activity
Source: RefSeq, a predicted model, not a curated record